AUGUGCGUCGCCUCUUCCUCGAAUAGACGUCGUGUUCGAUCUAGUGUUGCGCCAGCCAAAACACCACCUGUGAUGGCCUCUGCUUGGUCAGCAGCCACAACCUAUUACAACAUGUCCAACGGUGAUACGGGCUGGGGACACUUUUGGUUUGAUGAAUCGCUUAGAGCAAUCCGAACCGACUUUUACCCGACAUGUCCCUUUUUACAACUGUAUGCAGCCGGUAUCGAUGCCAAUUAUGUUCCAUGCACUGUGCUCUUCUACGAAGGACAAAAUUAUUAUGUGUAUCCAUCGGCACAUGUUUGUUGCAACUAUACAUUUCCUGCAUGGCAUCCGGAGUGGUUAUGUCAAAGCAACGCCACGUACAAUGGAAAUGUUCUUGUUAAUGGUCAAAUGACCGAUUUUUGGAUGGUCGAGUGGUUUUCCAAUUUUACUGGUGUGGGCCCAAUACGAAAUCUUCGCAAUAUGUACACUGUAGCGGAUUCGCGUAUUCCUGUACGUUUUCGAGAAGAUCUAGAUACGGGUUACCUCGAUUUUCACGAUUAUGUCGAAGGUCCUAUUGAUCCAACUAUAUUCACUUCAGUGAUUGAUGCCUAUGGUCCAUGUCAUCCAGGUCACGGUGAUGCUGGUAGUACUGAUCGGACAUGCACUCGUUAUAAUUCGCAAACACUACGUCGUUCAUGGCCAUAACAUAAAUUAUCACAUUGUAAUGCAACAUCAUCAAAUAUUUGUUCAUAUUGUCAUCAACCAUUAAAUAAUAAAAGUGUUUAUAAACGUCGUUUAUAUGAACAUAAUAAUAAUCAUCAUCAUUCGAAAACUAAAACAAAAUUAUUUACUAAUAAUAAUGAUAAUAUUCCAUUCGCUAUUGCAUGUAUUGUAUGCAAACAAUCAUUAAUAAGUGAACGCGAAAUUGAUUUACAUGCAAAAUUUCAUUUAGCAAUUUUUUUAAAUAAAAUACUAACAACAAGAGAAACAUCAUUAACAAUAAUAACAAUUACAUGUAAUCAAUGUCAUCGAUCAACAAAUAUUAAUCGAGAUUUUUUUAGAGCUUCCAUCCUUUAA
Rotaria sp. Silwood1 is the source of this 1059-nucleotide messenger RNA. The record is from the annotation of a GenBank genome assembly. NCBI's taxonomy places the organism in Eukaryota, Metazoa, Rotifera, Eurotatoria, Philodinida, Philodinidae.